AUGAACCCACUCUUGUCCCCAGAGAUGCUGUCUAGCGAGGCAACAAUGGUCUAUUCCACAACAUAUAACUCCAAUCUUCAAACGACCAACAAUUUCACAGUAUCCUCUUCGGAAUCGCAGGGGUUUGCAUGGAAUCAAGAUCUCUUCGCAUCACAGUAUCAGCAAAUGUGCAAAGUCGUCUACGAUGGUCACGAGGAUACUUUAGACGGGCUUAUGGAGUAUAUACGUAGGCAUAGCGGUAGCAGUAACAAUGCUGGUGGAAACACCGCCGCUUUCAAGUAUAAUGAAGACGGCGAUGAAGCGCUGACGGACUGCGAAAAUAACGAAGAGGAAGAUGCAGAAUUCGAACCCACUAGGCUUUCAGAAUGGAGGUUUUUCCAUCCGAAGGUCUGCGAAGAGCUCAAUAGGCCGCGUAGAAUAUCUGAAAGAUCUUUAAGCUUUGUUUCCGAUUCGAAAAAUGGUAGUUUCAACAGAUGCGACACCGCGGUUAUUGAAGUCGAUUCUGAUACCCCAGAAAACAAUCAUUUGAAAUGGCUGUUGACUGCAGGAAAAUAG
Molecule: messenger RNA, 555 nt
Organism: Zygosaccharomyces rouxii
Lineage: Eukaryota; Fungi; Ascomycota; Saccharomycetes; Saccharomycetales; Saccharomycetaceae
Gene: UGX2
Product: Ugx2p
Exons: 1
Coding region: 1-555 (184 amino acids)
Source: RefSeq, a predicted model, not a curated record